ACUCCUGACUAUAACCUCUGUUACUAUGAUUUUUUUUACCUGAUUAUUUAGAAAACAUGAAAAAAAUUCUUAAUUCUCCUUAGUCAUUCUUCUUACUCGUCACAGAUUCACAGGUUAACUUCUGAUCUGUAGGCCUCCCAGGCCUCUGUCGACCAGCUCUUUCUUUAAUUCUUCACAUUAACUCUUCUGAAUCAUUUUUCAGUUUUUUGAAUCGUGUUCUCUAGAAUCGUUAGAUGUCCCUAAUAGAACAUGAACAACUAUGAAAAAAGUUCUCGAAAAACUGAGAUGGUAGAUUCUUUAUUUGAAGAUCUAAAUAAUUCUGGAGAAACAAAACAUGUAGAAAACAAUUAUCCACCGGAACUACCUGCUGAUCUAGAUGUGUCUGAUCCUUUGGCCGCUGAACUUGAUCAAACUGGAUCUACAGAAGACUCUAAACUAGAAGACAACAAAAAUGAAUUUAUUUUAGCAGAAAUUGACGAGAUUGCCUUGACGAAUGAAGAAGAAAAUGUCGAGCCACUGGAACUUGACGAAAGAGCGAUUAAGGCAUUAGAAAUAAAAGAAAGAGCCAAUCGAUUGUAUUCCUCUGGCGAAGUGAAGGAAGCGUUGGAUCUCUACACAGAAGCACUCACUGUUUGUCCAGUGUCACGCAGGAAGGAGAGGUCGGCUCUGUAUGGAAACAGAUCGGCAUGUUGCGUGCAGCUAGAACAACCCAAAAUAGCUAUAAGAGAAUGCUCUAAAGCAUUGGAAUUUGAUCCUCGGUACAUGAAAGUAUUGAAAAGACGUGCAAAGUGUCACGAGAAAACAGAACAACUGGAACAAGCGCUGGAAGACUAUAAGAAGAUUCUAGAAUUGGAUCCUUCAGACACCCUUGCUAGGGAAAGAGUAUUCAAUCUGCCUCGCGAAAUCAAUGAAAGAAACGAGAAAUUGAAAGCGGAAAUGCUGGGAAAAUUGAAGGAUUUGGGAAACAUGUUUUUGAAACCUUUCGGACUAUCUACUGAUAAUUUUAAGAUGAAUCAGGAUCCAAAUACUGGUGGUUACAAUGUACAGUUUUCUCAAAACUCAUCAGAAUAAUUUUAUUUUACUGAUCAAAUGUAUAAUUAAUUUAGCUUGGUCGA
Symsagittifera roscoffensis is the source of this 1115-nucleotide messenger RNA. Its product is annotated as tetratricopeptide repeat protein 1-like. The transcript is spliced from 3 exons. Bases 250 to 1071 code for a protein of 273 amino acids. NCBI's taxonomy places the organism in Eukaryota, Metazoa, Xenacoelomorpha, Acoela, Convolutidae. The record is from RefSeq and is a predicted model, not a curated record. Gene Ontology annotation, molecular function: protein binding.